AUGCGUAAUAGAUGUAUGCAAGUGGAGGUGCUAAUACAACAUAAUCAAAAUAACUCUGGUCUCUCAUGUCGUAGCCGUCGACCUGAUGGUGCGCCAUCACCCACACCAUCAGAUACAUCCGAUUCUGAUAUAUCAUUAGGUACACACUCACCCGUUCCAAGCAGUCUGCAGCUACAACACAGUCCUGGGUCGACAUCGAAUGGUGCCAACGAUCGAGAAGAUGUUAGUGUCGAUGAUGAUAAACCACGUAACCUGUCAAGUUCCUUAAAAGUAAACUUAUCCUCAUAUGCGACAGCAGCAGCAGGAAUGCCAACAGCAUGUUUGCCACCAUUUAAACUAGAAGCCGCGACGAGUUUAUUUAAUGCCGGUUGUUAUUUACAAAGCUUUAGUAAUCUAAAAGAAAUGUCUCAGCAAUUUCCUAUACAACCUAUUGUCAUACGUCCGCAUCCACAACUGCCUCAAGCAAUUGGUCUCAAUGGCAGUCAUUUACAUCCGAACUAUGCAACUGCUACGUAUCCAGUAGAUUGCACACCACCAAAAAUUCGCGUCAAUUCACCGGAAAAGCUAAAUUCCACAGCAAAUUGCAUAGCAGCAAAUUUAAGUUCUGGUACACUACAGGACACUUCAACAUUUCAUCACAGCUCACAAUUAUUACACCGGCCUUUUUCCACUUCACCAGAUAUUAUAAAACACAAUCCAUCGGAAAUUACAUGAUGUAAAUGCAAAUAGAUCUAUAAAACGUAAAACCUGAAUCCAAAUUCCGAACACCGCUACACUAUUGAUGAGGACAAGUCCUAUAACUUUCCACUUAUUUCAACUAUUUUAUGCACCAUUCAACGUUCAAUCACAUUUUCAUUAAAUAAAUGAAAUGUUAAUAUAUAAUAAUAAUGCUGGGAUAUUAUGGAGUAUUAAAAGUAGCACACAUAUAUAUACACGCAUUUGAAUACAUACUUUAAGAUAUUCUGGAUAUCUAUACAAGUUAAUCAGUUGUGCUGAGGAAGUAUAUAACGAAUUCAAUUUAAGUUAUUCGCAAGUAGUUAGUUGAACCCAAAUUCAGACGAUUUUUUAUAUAUUAUUUUACAUAUACCUAUGUAUUAAUUUUAGUUAUUUAAA
This is a messenger RNA of Teleopsis dalmanni, 1113 nucleotides long. RefSeq names its product protein Optix-like. The record is from RefSeq and is a predicted model, not a curated record. Bases 1 to 714 code for a protein of 237 amino acids. The transcript is spliced from 2 exons. NCBI's taxonomy places the organism in Eukaryota, Metazoa, Arthropoda, Insecta, Diptera, Diopsidae.